Molecule: messenger RNA, 1403 nt
Organism: Vicia villosa (hairy vetch)
Lineage: Eukaryota; Viridiplantae; Streptophyta; Magnoliopsida; Fabales; Fabaceae
Product: arginase, mitochondrial-like
Exons: 8
Coding region: 102-1223 (373 amino acids)
Molecular function (GO): agmatinase activity; metal ion binding
Source: RefSeq, a predicted model, not a curated record
CCCAUUAUAAAUAUCUAGGUUAUUCCAUUUGCUUAACAUAUUGAGUUUCAUAAAUUGGUCAUUGAAGAUAUAGCCAUUUUUCUUUGUUAGAGAAAUUGAAAAUGAUGUCAAUUGUAGCUCGCAGAGCCUUUAAGCAGACACUAGCCAGAGCAACUCGGGAGAUAGAUGCUUCACCUUCACUUCUUCAAGGAGCAAAUUGUAAAAUGAUGUCAAGUAUAGCAGCAUUAGGCUCCAAUUUCUCCCAAGCUCAAGAAAGAGCAGCUAAAUUGACAAAAGAUGGUCAAGAUAGUGCCAUCCAUGCAGCACUUACAUAUCUUAAAGAAAAAGCAAAGCUUAAGGGUGAAACUGCGGGUUCUCUUUAUGGCGGUGCUAUAGCAACUUCAACUCUUCUUGGAGUGCCUUUGGGACACAAUGGGUCAUAUCAUGAAGGCGCCACAUUUGCUCCUCCUCUCGUUAGGGCGGCCAUUUGGGAUGACAGCACAAACUCAACAACUGAAGAAGGCAAGAAUUUAAUUGACCCGCGCGUGUUUGCUGAUGUUGGUGAUAUUCCUAUCCAAGAUAUACGAAAUUUAGGAGUCAGUGAAGAGAGAAUAAUGAAUUUUAUUAGCGACUCUGUCAAGAUAGUGAUGGAUCAUGCUCCAUUGCGUCCCUUAAUUGUGGGAGGUGAUCACUCAAUAUCAUAUCCUGUUGUUAGAGCUGUCUCGGAGAAACUUGGAGGACCAGUUGAUAUUCUUCAUUUUGAUGCACAUCCAGAUCUCUAUGAAAACUUUGAUGAUAAUUAUUAUUCACAUGCUUCACCCUUUGCUCGAAUCAUGGAGGGUAAAUAUGCGAAACGACUAGUGCAGGUUGGUGUACGAUCAAUAAAUGUUGAAGGAAGACAACAAGGCGAAAAAUAUGGAGUAGAAAUACAUGAAAUGAGAAAUUUUGCAAAAGAUCGCGACUAUUUAGAGAAUUUGACACUUGGUACGGGUGAAGGUGUAAAAGGUGUAUAUGUAUCAAUAGAUGUUGAUUCUCUUGAUCCAGGCUUUGCUCCAGGUGUGUCUCAUAUUGAAUCUGGAGGUCUUUCUUUCAGAGAUAUUCUAAACAUUCUUCACAAUCUCAAAGGUAAUAUUGUUGGUGGAGAUGUUGUUGAGUACAAUCCACAACGUGAUGUUUCUAAUAAGAUGACUGCACUUGUUACUGCUAAGUUGGUCCGAGAAUUGGCUGCAAAGAUGUCCAAGUGAGGAAUCAAGUGAUUCUUCUGCUACUUGCUGUUGGGAUUUAUGUUUUACUAAGUUUUAUUUAAAGCAUUAAUAAAAGAGAAAGUGUGUACAUGUGAUUUAGGCUUUAACUAGUUUAAGUCAAUGCACAUUAAUGUUUGUGCCUUUGGUUUUAAUUUGCUUGUUAUGAGUUUAUGGCUAAAU